AUGACAACUGAUCAAAAGCCUCCAGAAAUUGAGCCGGCUCCUUUCAAAUGUGCCGUUUGUGACGAACCAGCCAGAGGUUUUCAUUUUGGAGCCUUCACAUGUGAAGGAUGUAAAUCCUUCUUUGGUAGAACGACAAUGAAAAAAGCCAGCGAGAAGUUUGAGUGCAAAAACAACGGGCAAUGUGAUGUAAAGGGCUCUAAUCGCACGUCUUGUAAAUUCUGUCGAUUCAGAACAUGCUUAGACGUUGGAAUGUCGCCUACAAAUUCUCGAUUUGGACGGCGGUCAAAAUAUUUUAAGAUAUCUAUUGCGAGUAAAAUAUCCAACAAAAUUCUCGAGCAAAUAUGCAAAUUCCUCACAACAUAUCUAGUAUUCUUAUUCAUUCUGUCAUUAUUGCCCAGCACUCUUGCUGUCGAUGUGUUUUGCGGUCGUUUGAGCGUGUAUGAGCAACAAAGAUUUGGACUAGGCUCCUAUGCUAUAUCUUCACAAGUCACAACUGAUUUGAAACAGUGUAUUGAAAUAUGUUGCGGAAUUUUAAAUUGUGAUGGUGUUACUUUCACCGGUAUAUUUUCUGCUAGAGCCGAUGAAGAGCCCAACUGCUUGUUAGUCGGAUGUCGUCAUUCACGAGCAGGGGAAAUUACAUGUGGUCUCACUGAUAAGGUGGAUGAUGCUGAAGGCUUGAUAUCCGUCACACUAGCCCGAAACCAAUCAACGACUGUUGCUCCUCAAUCUAUUCAUCUGAAUUUGAAUGACUCGUUAGCAGACUCAUCUGCAGAGAUUUCUGGCUCGUCUACAACUUAUCGUCCAGAUUUACAGUUUAAUGCUGAAUUCUCAACCAAUCGUCCUUAUGGAGAGCCUCAUUCAUUAGCUCCCGUAUGGGCCGUAGGCUUAGCAAUAGUUAUAGCCGUUGUAUGUGUUGGUUUAAAUUUAUCAUUACUCUCAGCAUAUAUUUGUUAUCGUCGUAAACAAUCACGAAAACAAACCGCCCAAAUUUCUACUAUAAAAGGACCAACCUUACAUGCUUAUAACCCAGCCAUAUAA
This is a messenger RNA of Auanema sp. JU1783, 1038 nucleotides long. Lineage: Eukaryota; Metazoa; Nematoda; Chromadorea; Rhabditida; Rhabditidae. The record is from the annotation of a GenBank genome assembly.